AUGGCGUCCACGGACUUGACGGCUACCGUGGGCAAGUACCUCGACCGGCACAUGCUCCUGCCCCUGCUCGACUUCCUGGGAUCGAAGAAGAUCUUCCCCGACUCGGAGCUCGACGCCGCGCGGCUGCAGGUGCUGGAGAAGACAAACAUGGUCGACUUUGCGAUGGAGAUCUACACAAAGCUGAACCAGGGAGAGGUGCCCGCCGAGAUGCGGGCGAAGCGCGACGAGGUGAUGACCGCCCUCACGGCGCUGCAGCUCGAGGUUGGCCCGCUGUACCAGAUCGUCUCGGACGGGCCGCUCGUCGCAAACCUGCGCGCGGAGCGGUGCUUCACGCCGGCGUUCCUGCUGGAGCAGCACAGCGUGACCGCGGAGCACGUCGCGGCGCUGGGCAAGUACGCCAAGUUCACCUACGACUGCGGCAACUACGGCGCCGCUGCGAGCAUGCUGAGCUGUUUCCGGCUGCUGACCAGCUCUGCCGACGAGGCCUUCUCGGCACAGUGGGGGAAGCUUGCGUGCGACAUCCUGAACGGUGCGUGGGACGCGGCGCUGGAGGAGCUCGGCGCGCUCAAGGAGGCGAUCGAGGCGCGGUCCGGCAGCACUCCCGCCGCUAGGCGGUCGGUGGUGUCCGACCUGCUGCUCAGCGAGAAGUACCUCAACGCGAUCCAGACCACUUGCCCCCCCUUGUUCGUGGCCCCCCCCCCCCCCCCCUCUCCCCCCUCUCCCUGCAGGCACGCCGUCAAGGAGCUCGUCCGCGUCAUCGGGAUGGAGCGGCCAACCUACUCGGACCCGGUCACGUCCUUUCUGGACGACCUCUACGGCAGCGCAAACUUUGAGAGCGCGCAGGAGCGGCUGGCGGCGUGCGCGGCGACGCUCGACUCCGACUUCUUCCUCUGCAACGCCGAGGGCGACUUUGUCAAGUACGCGCGCCUCCACCUCUUCGAGGGCUACUGCCGCAUCCACGAGCGGAUCGACCUCGGCUCCCUCGCGCAGAAGCUUGGCACACGCCGCCCUAGAUCCGCACACACGUCCUCUCGCAUGGAGCGGAUCGCCGCCGAAAAGUGGAUCGUCAAGAUGGUCUCGGACGCGCAGCUCAACGCAAAGAUCGACUCAAAGUCUAGCCACGUCAUCCUCGGCGCCCAGCCGCCCGACGUGUACCAGCAAGUCAUCGAGAGGACAAAGGGCCUCUCCUUCCGCUCCUACGUCCUCGCACAGAACCUGCAGCAGCGCGAGCAGCAGGCAGCGCGCGCGGCCAAAGUCGAGCUGCAGGAGGCGGCGGCGGCCGCGGCGCAGUGAGGCAGCGAGCUCGGGUCGCGCCCGCGCGCGAGGCACACGGCCGGCAGAGAUUCGGUUGUGGAAGAAGAUGCCGGCGUUGUCGCGGUUGCCGCCGCCCCGCGGCCCGUGCUUGCAGCUUCGGCUUGGGCUUCCGCGCGCCUUUUGCCUGACACGCCCACACCGAUCACCGUGGAGUCGUCGUGUCUUGCCCCGCAUGUCGAGAUGACAGAUGUUAAAACAGA
Messenger RNA from Emiliania huxleyi CCMP1516, 1514 nucleotides. RefSeq lists its product as hypothetical. Gene Ontology annotation, cellular component: nucleus; eukaryotic translation initiation factor 3 complex; cytoplasm. The transcript is spliced from 5 exons. Bases 1 to 1293 code for a protein of 430 amino acids. The record is from RefSeq and is a predicted model, not a curated record. Gene Ontology annotation, molecular function: translation initiation factor activity. Gene Ontology annotation, biological process: translational initiation. Lineage: Eukaryota; Haptophyta; Isochrysidales; Noelaerhabdaceae.